This is a messenger RNA of Entrophospora candida, 807 nucleotides long. The record is from the annotation of a GenBank genome assembly. NCBI's taxonomy places the organism in Eukaryota, Fungi, Glomeromycota, Glomeromycetes, Entrophosporales, Entrophosporaceae.
AUGUUGGAAACUUUGUUAUGUUGUAAAAGAUCAAAUAAACCCGAACCAAUUUCAGUUGUGAUAUGCAGAAAGUUUGUUGUUAUAUUAUUCGUAUCAAUAACAUUAACUGUUCUUGUCAUAUUAUUAAUCGGAGUAAAUAAUGAUACACCAACUAUUACAAGAAAGUAUUCUCCAAUGGAUAAGUUCCCUGUACCAGUUGUUUACUUCUCAGCUGGAUAUCAAUUUAAGAUAGAUUGUAGAUACAUCCUCGCCAAUGAUACUUCCAUAAUUGGUAUUCCAAAUAAUGAAUAUGCAAUACAACCUACUCAUGAUAAUAGCAGAUAUACUUGGGAAGGAAGUUUUUCUCCAGAUAAUUUAUCAUUUAUCAUUGAUAGUCUUAACAAGAAAAAUCAAGUGGAUAUAUCUGAAUUAUAUUUGAUUGUCAAGAUUACGGAUCCAGAUUAUAACGUUACUAAACAUGGUUCUGUGUCUUUUAUUAUUUCUAUGCAUGAUCAAGAAUAUAAUCCAUAUAAUGAUACACUUGCUAGUGGAACUGAUGAUUAUUCAAUUUUUGCCAAAUCGCUUCAAGAAAGUGUUAAUUAUAAUAUAGGAAACGGGUAUGGUUUGGGAAUAUUAAGAAAACAAAGGACCAUGCUAAAAGAUUCACCUCUAAAUGAUUUGGGACUUUCACAAAAGUACCCCAGCCAAACUUAUGUUGUGACAAAUGAUCAUUUGAUGGGAACAACAGAUGAUCAAAGCUCUACAAUUUUCCGCAUAUAUCCUCAGGAUUUUUUGCUUGAAACCGAGAUUGAACAAAGAAAUAAAAAU